GAAUCGCCAUAAUUGAUCUGUUGAUUCGAAGGACGUUUGCGUACGAAUCGUCGUCGCUUCGAGGCGAUUCGUCAGAUGUUUUUUGUGGAGGAUCAUCAAGUAGUGCUCAUUCGUCGACAUCUUCUGCUUCAUCGACAUUAUUUGCUGCUUCAUCGCCCUCGCAAGCCACUUCCAACAACAACAACGACAAUAGUAACGCAAUGUCGUCAACAACACAACAAAAUUCCGUUUCAUCACGACGCAAACAAGCCAAACCACAACGUCUCUCCACUGAACUCGACGUGAAUACGCAACUGGCCAAUAUUACUGCUGGAACAGCACCUAGUAGUGCACUUGCCAAU
Messenger RNA from Anisakis simplex (herring worm), 341 nucleotides. NCBI's taxonomy places the organism in Eukaryota, Metazoa, Nematoda, Chromadorea, Rhabditida, Anisakidae. The record is from the annotation of a GenBank genome assembly.